AUGCCGCACCGCACCAACAACCGAGCUAUCCGGCUGCAUGUAGCCAAGGCAGUUAUUGACAGCCGUCUACUCUACGGUCUGGAGCUCACAGCAAUGGCCAAGGACAAACUGUUGCAAGUCCUUGCACUGGUUUACAACGGUUACAUCCGGGGAGUUUCAGGUCUCUUGCCCUCGAAGCCGGCCACCGUCGAGCAUAUCCUCUGCGAGCACGAGCUCGUGCGGCAACACUACAGCCUUUCGGGGAUUAUCGGCGACAUACUGGGCGACGAACCUUCGAUCCUGGCUACCCUGAUCUCCUUCCUGAAGGACGCUGGUUUGUUUUUCAAUGAUUCAACUGAAGCCACGGAUCGAUAUCAACAAAAGAAAGGGUUUUGCCAUGGACUUGAUCCCUACAGUAUAAAGGUUACACAAAAAAACAUUCCGUUGAAUGUGACAUUCGCGAAAAUCUACCAGUUUUUGGUGCUGGAUCCAUGUCCUUUUUCCGGUAACCCGAAGGAUUGUUCGAAGGCCAUGGACACAAUCCUUUACUUUAAGAAUGGCUGGGUAAAAAAUGUAGCAGGAGCAAAAGUUCAAAAUGUUCAGGUUGUUCACGGAUUUGUGCACCACUCGUUUGCGCUGGAGGAGAAACCGUUGCAGCCGUGGAUUAUAAUUAACGAGGAAGGCACCAUACUAGCGGCCCACUGUACGUGUGCCAUCGGAAUCAUGGAAGCUUGUAGCCACAUAGGUGCAACGCUAGUUGCCCUCGAUGGAAUCCGUGUAGCCGUUUUUGAGAAGAAGCUAUCCGUCACGGAUCUUCCGGCUUAUUGGAAGAAGCCACCGAGUGCCAUCACCGAGGACCUUCAUAAAAAGUUGUCUGAAAUCAACUUCGGGCGGAAAAUAGCUCGAGAUAAUUCCGUUCAGCAAUCCGAAGUUUCAUUCGAUUCGCGGUGCCGAGACUUGUUGCUUCUGAUUCAGGAAGAUGGCUGUGAAGUAGCUGCCAUGUCGCAGUUCUGUGGCGAUGCGUCUAUCGAUUUCAAAUGUUUGCCAUGCAAGGAGGAUGAUUGUGUGCAACAAACUAUACAAGACUUCUUUUUGCAACAACUAUUCAACAGUGCCAACCAAACCAAAAGUCUCGAUGAGCUGCGGAAAAUGGCUGUAAGAAUUUUUAAGCGAUUGCCCCGGGAUCCAGAAGUGAUUGCCGAUAUUGAAAAGCUCACCGUUGAGCAAAGCAAGUGCAAGUGGUGGAAUUCGGUUCGAAGCGGUCGUAUCACCGCGUCCGUUUUGAAGGAUGUUUGUAAUACUUCUCUAGUUAAACCAUCUUUAUCGCUUGUUAAAAGAGUGUGCUAUCCGGAGCAGAUGAGUUUUUCUUCACCAUCUGUGAAAUAUGGUCUUAGGCAUGAAGGAAGUGCAGUUGAUAAGCUUUUUUUAUCAGUUUCAGAAGUGCACCAAAACUUAACAAAGCAUAAGACGGGAUUGAUAAUAUCACCAGAUAAUCCACACUUGGGAGCAUCUCCAGAUGCUGUUUUUCGUUGCUCUUGCCAUGGGUCAAUAACAGUGGAGGUCAAAUGUCCUUACUCUGCUAGAAGCAACACAGAUACGUUAGAUGUGUUGCUUAAUCUAAACGAUCCAUAUAUAUUGAAGGAUGAAAAUCAAAAUAUCUGCCUAAACACUAGGUAUAAAUAUUAUUACCAGGCUCUGAUGCAAGUCCAUGUGGCCCAAGCAUCUUUCGGGUAUUUUUACAUCUGGACUCCAAAUCAGACACUCAUAUUUGAGGUUAAGAGAAACAAUGUUUUUUGGAAUUACUGUAAAGACAAGGCGACAAUUUUUUUCAAACAUGUUAUCAUUCCGGAACUUCUGGGGAAGAAGAAGAAUAAGGCCAAGCAGGGAGCUGCGAAGUCGAACCCUCAGGGCAAGGGAACAGACGGAGCUCCAUCUGCAAAGGGUGCGAAGGCCGGCAAAAAGGGGACUACCCAGUGCAAGAGUACUGGGGUUGGUGCUAGUCCACCUGCCGGUCUUACGCAAGUUGCUACCAAGAGUGGAAAGACUACUGGUAGGGAGGGCAAAGUGCUAACCCAAGAGGUUGGCACCGACCCCUUGCCUGAUGCCGAAACACCAACCGAUAAGGACAAACAGCUCCUGGAAAAGUUGGUGGAAAGUCUACGUAAGGAGGUCGCCCUUGACAAGGGGAAGAUCAAACAGCUCAAGGAGUCCAAGACUCGCCUUGAGAUGGAAUGUGCUUCCCUUGUUGGACAACUCGAAAGAGUUGGCGUUAACCUUGACUCUGAUGAGAGCGAGGCUACUGCUCCCGUGACCCGUAGGAAACGGAAGCAGACCGCUGGCCUCGAGGACACUCGAGGUAAGAAAAGCCGGAAAAAGGAGAAAAUACAGCACCUUCUCCCCCUAUUGACUCGGUAUCGGAGCGCGAAAGCGAUGCUGUUGCCGGUAAAAAGUAGUUACCAUGUCUGA
Molecule: messenger RNA, 2445 nt
Organism: Ochlerotatus camptorhynchus
Lineage: Eukaryota; Metazoa; Arthropoda; Insecta; Diptera; Culicidae
Exons: 5
Coding region: 1-2445 (814 amino acids)
Molecular function (GO): zinc ion binding
Source: RefSeq, a predicted model, not a curated record